AUGAGUGCCGAGACUGCCCCCAACCAGAACUGCGUCCACGCUGGAACUGUGCACCACCACUCGCUGUGGACGCCAGAGAACGAACGCCAGGACGUGACGUCAGGGCCGAUCCGCGAGAACGUGCGGCCGAACCUCGUCCGCACCGCUGGUCCUAGAGCGGCGCUCGCCGGGGGCCCCGACGUCCCCGAGGCGGCAGCUGGCGGCGCGCCGGAUGCCAGGGGUGCAGCGGUCUUCUUCGCCAGUGCGGAGCGUUGGGGGCCUCGGGCGGAACGAUUGUUCGGUGAGCAGUUCUGCGAACGCAGUGCGAUGGUCUGCUCUGAGACGCACCCGAGCGAGGCGAGGCACUUGGGAGCGACCACCAGCUCGGCUCGCAGCACGUGGCUCGCCACAGGAGCAGCAGCGUGGAACUCGACCAGCGCCGAGACAGGCGCCAGAGGCGGCGAGCGCACUGCCGCGAGGAGCGACGUGGCCACGUCCACCUUCAGCCCUCCGGGAGCGGCCGCCCAGCGAGGGGCCCGCGACGCGCUGCUGCAAGGCUUCGCGCCGCUCACCCUGCACCUCGAGCAGGGCAACAUGGUUGUGGUGGCGGCGUACUUCUUCCCAGUCGCGCCGGCGGACUGGAGCGCCACGCCGUCUGGGUCCCAGAACACGGGCUGCCCUGAGAAGGUUGGAGGCCAGCUGCUUCUGCCCUCGGACACGGAGGCCGCCCACUUCAAAUGCAGCGGCCUCAUCGAUUACGCAGUGAUCUCGGUCGGCGCGGUGGACAUGACGAGCCUCGGCGCGGUGCUGGACGCGUCGCGGCAGACCCACUGCGGCCUGGAGCUCCGGUCGACGGCGGGCGCGGAGGUGCGGGCCGCGCCGGGCACGGGCGCGACCGCCGAGGGGGAGGCAGCGGCGGCCUCUGCGCAGCGGUUUCAUGAGGAGUCGAUUAGAGGCGAGCGACGUGUACUCCAGGCUGUCCUCGGCGGCGAGUCGGCCGAGGACGCGGCGGCGGCCGCCGACGCAGACCCCGCAUUCCAGGGCCCCCCCCGCAGCGGGGCGCCGGUCGCCUCCCUCUGCGGAGGUUGGCUCAUGGCGAGGCUCUUGCGCCGGGCCAUCGCGUCGCAGCUGCAGCAGGUCGGCCCGCCCGUUCUGCGCAGGGGCCCCUGGGAUUUUAUCGACGAUGCCGUGGCGCGGUUCGAGCACCUGGCGCUGCCGUCGGCGCGGGGGCGCCUCGCGGCGAACGUCGUCACGGACGACUGUUCCGUCAAGACGGCGUCGGUGGCUACCUCCAGGCAGCUGCCCCGCGACGCGCCCGAGAAGCUGGCCCGAGGUGGUCGCGCCCUGGUGCGGGUGGCGGUUCUGCCAGCCCGGCCCGCGCGGCCGCGUCGCGAGGGUCUGGCCCGGGGCGCCGGCACUCAGCCCUUCGGCGCGCAGGCGCCCGGCGCUGGAGGAGAGUGCGAGGCCGAUGGGGGCGCCGCAGGCGACCCUGCCGGACCCGGACUGGCCGCCCCGCUCGGCGGCGGCCUGGGCUCGCCCAUGGAGGGCGAGGACGGGCGGGGGCUCGCAGGUGCGCGGGGCGAGGACUUCCACGCCGACGCCGGCUUCCAGGGCGUUCUCGACGACGUCGAGGAGGUCUUGAGGGGCCAGCUGCGGCGCCAGAUCGCGCGGCACGACGAGGGCACGAGGAGGGCAAUGCGCUGGGCAGCGAGCUCUGCCCACGCUGCUCUGGCGCCCGCGAGACGCUGGCGCGCGAGAUCUGGCAUCUGCCAACUGCGGCAGUUCGACACCACCGGCGCGCUUAUGCCGAAGGUGCUGGCGGGCCACGAGACGGCAUCCGGGCCGCGGAUGCGGGCCGUUCCAGCGGUCGGCCAGACGACGCCCAUCUACGGCGACUGCCAGGCGAUGCAGGGCGUGGCCACCACGGGCCAGUACUCGCACCGUGGCUGGACGGCGCUGCGGCGGGGCCGCGCGGAGCCGCUGCUGGGGCGCUCGAGGCGGCGGGCGGCGACGCCCGGUGGUCAGGGCGCCCAGGAGGUACACCAACACCUGCUGAAGUCGAAGCUGGACUUCGAGCGCGCCCUGGGCACCGUGGUGGCCGACCAGCUCGCUAGCGCGGGGGCGCGCGGGGAGCCCCAGGCCGCGCCCCUGUGGCGGCGGCCGGCCCGCCCCGCCGGCUGGGCGGCGACGGCCGCGCCCGGCCCGCGCUCUUCCGAGCCGCCACAGCAGUGGCCGACCGCCAUGCUGUCGAGCCGCUCCGCGUCACCGAGCACGGCAUUCUCCAGGGGCCAGAACUCCGAGCAGGUGCAGUUCGAGGCCCAGAACACAGUGUUCGGCCACCUCCUCACCAAGCAGGCCGAGCAGAAAGAGGCGGGCAAGGUCGAGGCCAUCGAGUUCGCCGGCAUCUUCGCCGAGACAGACAAGCGCAGCUGCGAGAUGGUCUGCGCCGUUUCCCGGGCGACGCGCGUCGACGCGACCGAAGACGCGUUCGACGCCUUCGACGGCGACGACCAGCAUCUCGUCGAGCUCUUCAAGCCGCCGCCGAGCUUGCGGCCCGCGCUGCUCCAGAACGCCAAGAAGAAGGGCGUCGAGCUCGGCGCCGAGAACGUGGGCACGUUGAGCUACGGUGGUUAUUUCCAGCGCAUCCAGGCUGGGCUGGGCGAGCCCCGCGCCGGCCUCCAGGCGCUCUGCCAGACGCGCCGCCCCGCGGACAGGCGCCCCACGCCCGCGCUGCCCAGCUGCAAGGGGGGGGCCGAGAAGACGCUCGAGCCCGCCCGCAACCCGCCCGCGGAGGGCCGGCAGCUCCAGGACAAGAAGCUCCAGGGCCAGAAGCUCCAGGACCUGCCGCCCAUGGACAAGAAGCUCGAGACGCCGCAGAGGCAGGGCGCGCUUGCCACGCGCAGCUUGCGCUUGGCGACUGGAGCGCGGUUCGCGGCCGUCGGGCGCCAUUUCUCCCUGGCGCGCUCGAACGAGCGACGUGCUAUAACGGCCAGCCUCGGCGCCGGGAAGGGCGUCCCAGAGCACUCGGCCCGCGCAGGCGAUGCGUCUUGCAUUGUCCCUGGCAGCGCGGCCGACGAGUCCUUGGUGGGCCCGUCGAUCGUGGGCAGCGGCAUCGCGGCCGCGCAGUCAGCUGUGAUUUCUUUGCUCUUGAAGCAGACUGCACCCCCGAGGCUGACCGUCAGCACCCCCAGUGGUGGUGGCGGCCUCCUGGCCACGGCCGUCGAGGCGGCGGCGGGGGGCCUGGGCGCGCCUCUGACGCUCCUGCUGCAGGCGCAGGAGGCGCUGGCCGUGCAGAAGAAGGAGAUGGAGCUGGAGCGGGACCACUACCUUCCGAGAUUACGCGCCGAGCUGGACGAGGAGCGGGUGGCAUGGCGGACGGAGUUGAGUCAGAUGUCCGUCAGCCUCGGCGCCGCGGAGGAGAGGCUGCGCCAGUCGCGCGAGGACAUGGCCCGGGAGCGGCAGGAGGCCGAGCGGCUGUGCGAGGACGAGGUCGGCCAGGUCCAGCGGAGGCUCGCGAACGCAGAGGAGCUCCUGCAGGAGGCGGCCCUGCACCGGACCCGGGACGCCGAGGAGUCUGGGCGGCGGCUGGCCGAGGAGGAGGCCCGGCGCCUGCAGCUGGAGGCCGCGGGGGCGCGCGCGCUGGAGCUCGCGGAGGAGGCCAAGGCGAGGGCGGGGGCCGACCAGGCAGAAGGCGCCGCGCGCGCCGCCGCGGAGCAGCGCACGCUGGCGGAGGAGCUGGAGGCGGCCAGGGCCAGGGAGGCCGCGUGCGAAGGCGCCAGCCUCGAGGCCCGAGAACACGCGCGCGCGGACGCAGAGCGGCUCCGCCGACAGUCCGAGGCGUUCCAGGAGGAGUUGGCCGCGGCCGCGGUCGCGGCGUGCAGCACAGGCGCGGCGUGGGCCGCGAAGCUGGGCCCGCUCGAGCAGGAGUGCGGCGACUCGCGGGCCGAGCUUUCGCAGGAGCGGCGGCGCGCCGAAGAGGCAGCCAGCGCCCGGCGCGAGGCGCUGCGCGAGGUCGGCGAGCGGGCGCUGGGGCUGGAGGAGCAGGCCGACCGGCUCGCCCUGGAGGAACGCCUCGCCGCUUCGAGGGCCCGCGGGGCAGUGGAGGAGGCGGAACAGGCCCGCGCACGCUGCGGCGACGCACGCCUGGAGGCGGACCGCCUGGCCGCGCAGGCGUCCGAGCUGGCCGCCGCGUUGGCGGAAGCCUCGGCUCGCGCGGCCACCGCGGAGGAGGCCGCCGAGUGGAACGGCGCCCGGCUGGCGGGGUCUGAACACGCUUGCGCGGAAGCGCGGGCGCGGGAGGCCGCACAGUCCGACGAGGCGCUGGCCCUGCGGCGCGCACUGGCCGACGCGAGGGCGGAGGCGGCCGAGGAGCAGACCCAGCGCGGCCGCGACCUGCAGGCCUUCACGCUGGAGCUGCGACACCGCAGGGAGGAGGACGAGCGCUUGCGCGCCGAGCUGCACCUGCUGCGCCUGCGCUGCGCGGCCGCGGGCCCGCCGCCCGCGGGCGACGAGUUCCAGCGGCUCGGCUCCGAGCGUGCCGCGCUGCUCUCCGUGGCCGCGCCGCGGGCCCUCGAGGAGCGGCUGCUGCAACUCGACGCGGACGCGGCCGCUGCUGCCGCGGCGGCGCCCCGGCCAGAGCUUUGCCCGUCGCCGCCAGGCGCUGGCCAGCCCGCGGCCGACGAAGAGGACGACCCGUUCGCGGCCAUCGGGGCCGCCCUGGAGCCACGCGAGCCCCUCUUGCCCGCGGGGGCUGGCGGCGAUGGGCCGGCGAGGGCGGCA
This is a messenger RNA of Prorocentrum cordatum, 4758 nucleotides long. NCBI's taxonomy places the organism in Eukaryota, Dinophyceae, Prorocentrales, Prorocentraceae. The record is from the annotation of a GenBank genome assembly.